AUGGUCUACCAUAAACCCCGAAAAUCUUGCCUCGACUGUCGUCGCAGGCAUCUUAAAUGUUCCCUUCCGGACGGUGUAGGCGGAUCUGCAAGCUGCGUGUGGUGUCAGGAGCAUGGGCUAGAAUGUGUGAAAGAUUGGGAAUCCUCCGACUCAAAUAACCUUCGUUCACAAGCCCCGAAAGAUGGGGCAAUUAUUCUCAACGGCUCUAACUCGGCGUUUGGUGGCUUCCAGUUUUCCAAGGCCAGCCUUCUCCCGAAUGAUGGGCCGAGUGCAACUCGCGUUCUACGUUUGCGGCAAGAAGUGGCUUCGCAACAUAAGUCUUCGACUUCGCCCUGGAUAGGCGGCGAUACUGAUGCCGACCAAGAAUUAAGGCUUGAUAAGCCUGUUAUUCAAUAUCUCAAAAAUCUAUUCUUUUCCAACGUCCACCCCUAUAUACCAAUCAUAGGGAUAUCAUACUUCGAGUCAAUAAAACCGACCCAGUUACUUCUCUCGGCAAUGUACGGUGUAGCAGCUCGACUACCGGGUGCAAUAGUCUCCACGCGUGAUUUCUUACACAUCAAGCGUGUUCUGGAGUACCAACUCAAGAACUAUAUGAGCAAAUAUGAACCAUCGAUACAAACACUCCAAGCGCUAACGUUAAUACAUUUGACUCUUGAGCUUCAGUGUGAGGGUCUCGAGGGAGUUGAGACAUGGCCCCUUAGGCUUGCUGCUGCAGUUAGGAUGGCUUUUGAACUCCGUUUACACCGGAAAGAAACAUAUGCUCACGAACACCCUCUCAUGCAAGAAAUGAAACGCCGCCUUUUCUGGGCCAUCUUUGCCAAGGACCGUUGGACCAGUACCGGAAAAGGCUACCCCCUCAUGAUCGAUAUGUCUGAUAUCAAUGUCGACUUCCCCUCUCCUCAUGACAUUGAUAAUCCCACCGCCCCACCUCACGAAUACUUCGUCGAGCUCAUCCAGCAAGCAAUUACCCUAGGUCGUAUACACCCCGUCUGCUUUCGCGCGGACCGUUUCGCACAUGUCACACCCGCACAAUUCCGUCUCGUUGAACAAGAGGUCGUUCAUUUGGAGUUAAUCCCAAAUGCAUCGGAUAUGAGAGUCUUACUUGCCAACGAUUCUGUCAGGGCGCUGGGAUACACGAGUAAGGAGUUAUUGUUGACUGGUCCGAGUAUCUGGGGGAUAAUGUUUUAUGCUCAGGUCCGAUGUUUCCUGGUGGCUUUGAGUAUUAAGCAUGACCCUAUCACAGACUAUGAUGGCGAGCUGAGAAGUGCGGCGGGAAACGCAGUGGAAAAGGUGGGUGAGAUCGCGAAGUUCAUGUGUGAGGACAAAAAAUGGUCUUUCAUGAUAUUAUCGGGAACCUUAGCGAUUUUCACCAAGAGAGUUGCGGAGGAUAAGGAUGCUGUAAAGAAGUUGUCUGUCGGAGGAGAAGGAAAACCGGGGAGGAAGGGGAGUGGCGGAAGGAAGAGAAGGGCGGUGGAUACAGGUGACGGCGGAGUAAUUGAUGGGAGAAAAAAGAGGGACAUGGUGAUACAGACCGCUGGAUUGGGGUUCGUUACUGGUGUCCGUAGUGUAGACUCUGAUUCGACGGUGGAUUUCAAAGGUGAGACACCAACGCCAGUACAGAUGGCUGGUAAUGGGGAUUUUGGAAAUUGGGAUUUGGGGAAUGAUUAUAGUGAGGACAUUGACUGGCAAGAAUGGGAUAUGAUGUUUUCUGGUAUUGCUUAG
Molecule: messenger RNA, 1722 nt
Organism: Morchella importuna
Lineage: Eukaryota; Fungi; Ascomycota; Pezizomycetes; Pezizales; Morchellaceae
Exons: 5
Coding region: 1-1722 (573 amino acids)
Biological process (GO): DNA-templated transcription; regulation of DNA-templated transcription
Cellular component (GO): nucleus
Molecular function (GO): zinc ion binding; DNA binding; DNA-binding transcription factor activity, RNA polymerase II-specific
Source: RefSeq, a predicted model, not a curated record